AUGGAGUCGCUUAUAGCCCUCUCUUUGUAUGGUAAUUAUUUAACGGAAUUCCCGAGCUUCAUUUUUGGAUGCAAGAAGUUGGUACACUUGGAUUUGUCUUCAAAUUCAAUAACUGGUCCCAUUCCAGUUGAGCUCAAGAAGCUACCAAAAUUGCAGGAACUUAUACUAAGUGGCAACAAUUUCACAGGUUCAAUUCGUCAUGAUAUUGGCUUAAUCUCAGGGCUCAAAACACUAGAACUCAUCCCAUCUCAACUUGGGCUUUGCACAAACCUAGAAGCCUUAUUAUUGCAGAAUAAUAAUAUAAGAGGCUCUUUACCACCAUCUCUUGCUGCAUCGAGUAGAACUUUAGAGUUUUAUAUUUUUGGCAAUAGAAUUACUGGUGCCAUCCCUUGGUGGAUUUUCACCAAUUGGACUAAUCUAAGAACCUUGAGUCGUAGAGAAAACUCAUUCAUCGGACCAAUCCCCCUAGAAAUUGGUCUUCUCAAGAACCUUCGUUGGCUAGAUAUUAUUUCGAAUAAGUUUUCUGGACAUAUCCCUCUGGAAAUAGGAAAUCUUUCCAAGCUUGUUUACUUGAACCUACGUGGUAACCAUCUCAUAGGAUCUCUUCCUUCAGAACUGUGCAACCUUAAAGCCAUUGAAAUAUUAGAUCUAAGUUCAAAUAAUUUUCAUGGCCAAUUAUUCCCUGACUAUCACCCACAAGACAAAAAAUUUCUCUACGCAAGCAACAACAUUUUUGGAAAUAUCCCAGUUGCUUUGAGCCAAAAUAAUAAAGUUCCAAAUGUCAACUCCUCAAUAAAGUGUAUGAACAUCAGUCGUCUCAAAUUUCCGAAUCAAGUAAAUCGAUUUUCAAGUUCUAUUCCAAGAAACAUUGGGCAAGCCAUGCCUAAUAUACGAUUGUUGAAUGUUUCUACUAAUGGUACUACAGGAUCCAUCCCCAACUCCAUAGGAGACAUGAUGAAUUUGACCAUGCUUGAUCUUGCUUGGAAUAAAUUGAUGGGACCUAACCAUCUCAGUGGAAAGAUUCUGGACAAGAUUCAUAAAAUGCGGGUUUUGGAAAAUCUCGAUUUAUCAAACAAUCUGCUUUCUGGUGAAAUUCCUUCAAACAUGCCAUCUCUAACAUUCUUGGGAACUUUGAACCUAUCAUUCAAUAAUUUAUCAGGACCCAUUCCCUAUAGCGGUCAUAUGAGUACAUUCGAUGCUUCAUCGUACUAUGGGAACCCACAUCUUUGUGGUCCUCUUCUUCCUCUUCCUGAGAAGAAGUGCACUCACGACGAGUCAAUCUCAAAUUCAAGUAAUAGCAGGAACAUGAGAAAUGGGUCAUCAGAGAUUCCAUGGAUGAGCGUGGGUUUAGAAUUUGGGUUUGGAUUCAGUGGGUUGUUCUCAGUGAUAUUUGUUCCAAGGAAUAACCUCUUCGGCCGGAUCCCUUAUCGGCUUGGUAAACUAAAACAGGCAAGCUUCCUGGACUUUGGAGAUAACCACCUGAUUUCUCCCAACACGACAAGAUUUCUGAACAUGGAGUCUCUUACUGACCUCUUUUUAUAUGAUAAUUCCUUAACGGAGUUCGCGAGCUUCAUUUUUGGAUGCAAGAAGUUGGUACACUUGGAUUUGUCUUAUAAUUCAAUAACUGGUCCUAUUCCAAUUGAGCUCAAGAAACUAACAAAAUUGCAGGAACUUAUACUAAGUAAAAACAAAUUCACAGGUUCAAUUCCCCAUGAUAUUGGCUUAAUCUCAGGGCUCAAAACACUUGACCUGGCGGGAAAUGAUAUUUUAGGUGGACAUAUCCCAGCAUCUCUCGGACAACUUCGGGCUCUUGAGCAUCUAUACCUUAUGUCAUGUGGGUUGAAUUCUAGCAGCCCAUCUCAGCUUGGGCUUUUCGCAAACCUAAAAUACUUAUAUUUGUCUUUAAAUAAUUUAGCAGGUUCUUUACCACCAUCUCUUGCUGCAUUGAGUAGAAUUUCUGACUUUUUCAUUUCUAGUAAUAGUAUUACUGAUGCCAUCCCUGGGUGCAUUUUCACCAAUUGGACUAAUCUAAGAAAUUUGGCUCUCGCACGUAACUCAUUCAUCGGACCGAUCCCCAGAGAAAUUGGACUUCUCAAGAACCUUCGCUGGCUAUUAAUUUCUUUCAAUAAGUUUUCAAGACAUAUCCCCAUGGAAAUAUGGAAUCUAACAAAUCUUGAGUUCUUGGAAUUUGCAAGUAAUGAGCUCAAUGGUACACUCCCUUCCUCCAUUAGAAAUCUUUCCAAGCUUGUUUACUUGAACCUAUAUGGAAACCAUCUCACAGGAUCCAUCCCCACCUCCAUAGGAGACAUGGUGAAUUUGACCGUGUUUGAUCUUGCUGGGAAUAAAUUGAUAGGACCUCUUCGGACUACCUUGGGAAACCUAAUUGAUCUCAAGUAUUUGAACCUGAGUAACAAUACGUUAUUAGGUAAAAUUCCAGCAUCAUUGAGAUAUUGUUCCAAAUUAAAGUCUCUUGAUCUCGGUGAGAAUCAAUUAUCCGGGAACAUCCCAACUUGGAUAGGCAAAAGCAUCAAGUCCUUUUAUGUCCUUUGCCUAAGAUCUAAUAUGUUCAAUGGGACGAUUCCUCGAGGGAUAUCACAUCUAUGUUCUCUUCAAGUGCUAGAUCUAGCACUCAAUAAUCUAUCAGGUGUAAUCCCCGCCAUUUUCAACAACUUAACACCAAUGAUCAUGUCCACCACUCCAGAGUAUUACAUGGUGGAAAUAUAUACAUAUUUGGGAAGGAUUGAACUAACUUUUUUUGGAGAUGUCAAUAUAUUUGUAAAUGGGAACAUGCAGGAAUACAACCGGUCCUCUUCUCCUGUGACAACUAUCGACUUUUCAAGCAAUAAUUUAUCAGAAAGAAUCCCAGAUGAAUUGACAAGAUUGAGUAGCUUGCUUAUGUUGAACUUGUCUCACAACCAUCUCAGUGGAAAGAUUCCAGACAAGAUUCAUAAAAUGCGGGGUUUGGAAGAGCUCGAUUUAUCAAACAAUCUGUUUUCUGGUGAAAUACCUUUAAACAUGCCAUCUCUAAUAUUCUUGGGAACUUUGAACCUGUCCUUCAAUAAUUUAUCAGGACCCAAUCCCUACAGCGGUCAGAUGACUACAUUCGAUGCUUCGUCGUACUAUGGGAACCCACAAGUUUGUGGUCCUCCUCUUCCUCUUCCUGAGAAGAAGUGCACUCGUGACGAGUCAAUCUCAAAUUCAAGCAAUAGCAGGGAUAUGAGAAAUGGGUCAUCAGAGAUUCCAUGGAUGAGCAUCUGUUUUGGAUUUGGGUUUGGAUUCGGUGGGUUUUUCUCAGUGAUAUUUGUUUUAAAGAAAUGGUCCCAUUCCGUUCUUGAGUGGAUGGAUUGCUUCACAGCAUUUUGA
Molecule: messenger RNA, 3363 nt
Organism: Amborella trichopoda
Lineage: Eukaryota; Viridiplantae; Streptophyta; Magnoliopsida; Amborellales; Amborellaceae
Source: RefSeq, a predicted model, not a curated record